Molecule: messenger RNA, 594 nt
Organism: Knipowitschia caucasica
Lineage: Eukaryota; Metazoa; Chordata; Actinopteri; Gobiiformes; Gobiidae
Source: the annotation of a GenBank genome assembly
AUGGAGACAAGACCCCACGGCUCAGUGCUGCUGCUGAUCUGUCUCACCAUUGGAGGGCCAUUCACCAGAGCUGGACAAGUCAUCCAAGUCAAGGAAGGACAAGAUCUACAAUUCAACUGUUACUUUCAGGAAGACUCGUUCUUAAGGAUAUUCUGUAAAAAUCACUGUGAGGCGUCGGGCGAAUAUUUGAUAGGAACUUUCUCCUCAGACUGGGCCAGCGAGGGCAGAUACCGGCUGGAGUGGGAGGAGAGGGCUUCAUCCCACUAUGUACUGCGGGUUUUCAUCCAAAACAUGCAAAAGUCUGACACUGGGUCCUACAGCUGUAUACUGUACGACUGGGAAAAGCACACGACACAACCCGCUUAUAUAAUCAAGGAUGUUGAGAUUUAUGUCAUCAGUGCUGAUAGUGGUGGAUCUGAUGCAGUGAUUUCGAAGCCCUCCAGUGAAUCCAAACAGGACAUCACAGACUCAAAAGACGUGUGGCUGUACGUGGGCCUGGCCCUGAGCUUUCUGGUUCUCCUGUCCCUGAUCCUCACCGCCCUGCACCAGAGGAGGGGAGCCACAGACACAGUUCCUCUCCAGAGACUCCAGUGA